Penicillium verrucosum is the source of this 1383-nucleotide messenger RNA. RefSeq lists its product as uncharacterized. The coding region runs from base 1 to 1383 and encodes 460 amino acids. NCBI's taxonomy places the organism in Eukaryota, Fungi, Ascomycota, Eurotiomycetes, Eurotiales, Aspergillaceae. The transcript has 6 exons. The record is from RefSeq and is a predicted model, not a curated record.
AUGACUACCAAUUCACUCUAUUCUGCAUUCUCUCUCCCUGAAGAUUCAGCCGACAUAUCUGUUUACCAGAGCGAUGUCGACACAUCACAUAUGCAUCUGCUCAAUGCGAGUGUUUUCAACAACAACGGCUUAUUCCAAGAACAUAUUUUAAAGACGCCACUUCCAAAGUUACGCAUCAUGUCAUCAAUCAGGCCACUUCAUAUCUCAAAGGAUGCUCUACAGACGCUCAAGGACACCUAUAGUAUUGGCGACGAAUUAUGGGACUUGACUUCAACAUUCGGAGACAAACCCAUGAGUGCAGCUGUAGGUGAAGGGGGAAUGAAGGUUCAAAGUGGCGAGAAUGGUAUUCAAGGUGAGUAUUCUCCAGAACUUAUCCACGUACCGAAAGGCCUUACACAAUAUUUUAGAUAUCUCUUACAGACUCACAUUUCCAACCCCAGUACCAGGGGAGUUCACAGUUGGACUAUGCGACAAAUGGCUGUUUUCCACCACUAUGAUCCUAACGACCUUCAAAAUCUCUGGAUCUUCUUUCAUGUCGGUAAUAAUACACCCAUGCAGAAAGAAAUUAGGCAAUAUGCCUCGCUUUCCCAGCAGGUUCUACGCCCGGGCCAUGCAUGGCAUACCCUUCAUUCCGCUGCUUUCUCUUCUUGUCUGGAUAAUUGGCGCUCCUAUGUGAACAGCUUGGGUUAUCAAGUGGAUAGACAUACUGAUAAAUCCCUGGACUUUAUAUUGAGAAACAUCGAUCGCGUUUUGACUGCUGGGGGUGCAACCAACUUGACGGCGAUUUACAACACGCGCGACCUUCUAGUACCUACCUCAUACAGAUUGAGGGUCAUAUUGGACACUCUCACAAGGUUAGGUGAUUUGAGCAGUGUUCUGAGUUUACGGCAUAACAGUCCAGAUAACGACUUUCAAAAACUUAUCGCGUGUGUGGGAUACCAUCAAGACCGUCUAGAGGGGUGUGUUGUCGGGGUAGAAGUGCUGAAGGAGAAGUUCAAGGAUAUCCUAAACAUGUCGACAUUAGGGUUAGAUGUCAGGAUGACCCACGAGAUGCUCGACCUCAACAACCGAAUGGUUGAAUUAAACGACCGCAUGAUUAAGGCCAACAGAGUAGUCACUAUCCUGACACUGAUUUAUUUACCCGCAAGCCUUAUGUCGUCUAUCUUCGGGAUGAACUUGUUCAAGUUUGAUGAUGGGACAACUGAGGAAUUCAAAGUAUCUAGGCAAUUUUGGAUUUAUGUUGUUGCUACAAUUAUCUUGGGAUGUCUUACAUAUGUGAUAUGGCAUUUAUGGUCUCACAAAAAGCAGAUAAUGAGGCGGAUUUUCCGCGUUCCGGAGCCCAGGAUACAUGAGGAGACUAAGGAGAUGUCGAUUGAUACUUAA